AUGCAAAAUUUGUUUGACUUGUACUUGUUUGAAAACAACCUCUUUGGUCUAAUACCUGAAACAAUUGGAAACUUGCAUCUUUUGGCUUAUCUAGACUUCCAAAACAACAACUUCUUUGGUCCAAUACCACAAUCAACUGGAAACCUCACUGGCCUUACUGAUCUACUGCUUUCUAAUAAUAAUCUCACUGGGAUGUUGCCACCUCAAAUAGGAAACUUAUUGAAUUUGGUUGUUCUAGACUUGUCAAGAAACAACUUUUAUGGUCCAAUACCUCAAAUAUUUGGAAACCUCACACAACUUGAAGUCCUACGCCUUUCCACAAACAAUUUCACUGAUUUGCACCGGAAUCAAUUUCAUGGGCCAAUCCCAACACAAUUUAAAGUUUGUAACUCCUUGAGCAGACUUAGUUUGUAUGAUAACCAAUUAGAGGGUGCACUGCCACGAUCUUUAAUCAAUUGUAAAAAGUUAAAAGUUCUUGAUCUUGGACACAACAAUUUGAGUGGUACAUUUCCAAUGUGGUUAAGAGUUCUUCCAAAUCUAAAGGUUCUUAGCUUGAGAUUUAAUCGGCUGAAUGGUUCCAUCCGAAAUAGGAGGAAUAAAGGGUAUUUGUUUCCUCAACUUCGUGUCUUCGACCUCUCUCACAAUGGAUUCACAGGGGAGUUACCCACGUGGUUUUUCAAGAAUUUUAAAGCCAUGGCAAAUGUUGAUGAAGAUAAAUCACAAAUGUACCUUGGUUUGAACAAUAACGGUAAAUACAUUUUAUCUCCCUUUUACUAUGAAGAUUCAUUGAUUGUGACUGUGAAGGGGCAAGAACGUGAACUUGUAAGAGUAUUUAGCAUGUUUAUUACCAUUGAUCUCUCAAACAACAAAUUUGAAGGGCAUAUUCCAAAUGGCAUUGCAGAUCUUCUUGCAUUACGUGAAUUAAAUUUAUCACGUAACAAGUUCACUGGGCACAUUCCAACGUGUCUUGGAAAUUUAUCCAUGUUGGAAUCUUUAGACCUUUCUUUGAACCAAAUUGGUGGAGUUAUCCCUGAGCAAUUGGCAAGAAGUACAACUCUGGAAGUGUUGAAUCUCUCACAUAAUAAGCUUGUGGGAUGCAUACCUCAAGGUCCACAAUUCAAUACAUUUGAAGCAAAUUCAUACCAAGGAAAUGAUGGUUUGAAAGGAAAGCCUUUGUCACAAAGUUGUGGGGAUGGAGUGAUACCACAACUUCCUGCACCAAAGAAUUUUUAUAAAGAAGAUGAUUUGAGUUUUUUGAGCGGAUGCACAAUAAAAGUUGUGGCAAUGGGAUACGGUUGUGGUAUUCUUUUUGGAUCAUUCAUGGGAAGUCUCAUGAUCCUGACUGGAAAGCCAGAAUUCAUUGCAAUGUUUAUUGAAGAAGAAGCAUACAAACUAGCAAUGAAGGUCAAACGAAGAAAUCAAAGACAAGAAGAAGAAGAAACUAGCUAUCUUUGCAUGUCAAUGAAAACGCCGGAGGUUUCGAAAACCAGUCCAGCGUUUUCUGCUCGGAAACUGGUUUUCGACUGGUGUAAAACCAGUUGGUCGGACUGGUUUGCAAAACCAGUCGGUCUACUGGUUGUCUGGUUUGCGAAACCAGUACCAGUUGAAACCAGUAAAUCCACUGGUUUCACAAACCAGUGGAUUUACUGGUUUUGA
Molecule: messenger RNA, 1656 nt
Organism: Ipomoea triloba (trilobed morning glory)
Lineage: Eukaryota; Viridiplantae; Streptophyta; Magnoliopsida; Solanales; Convolvulaceae
Product: receptor-like protein Cf-9 homolog
Exons: 3
Coding region: 1-1656 (551 amino acids)
Molecular function (GO): protein binding
Source: RefSeq, a predicted model, not a curated record